Molecule: messenger RNA, 944 nt
Organism: Alnus glutinosa
Lineage: Eukaryota; Viridiplantae; Streptophyta; Magnoliopsida; Fagales; Betulaceae
Product: vacuolar protein sorting-associated protein 60.2-like
Exons: 7
Coding region: 104-817 (237 amino acids)
Biological process (GO): late endosome to vacuole transport via multivesicular body sorting pathway; vesicle budding from membrane
Cellular component (GO): multivesicular body
Source: RefSeq, a predicted model, not a curated record
UACAACGGAAAGUCUCCCAUUUCUCGCGUUAACAAAAUUAUUUUUCGCUAAAACUGAAUCAAAAUCCACAAACCCUUCGAUUUCUCUGAAGAAGAAGAAGAAGAUGAAGAAGAUCUUCGGCGUCAAGAAAGAUAAAGAGCCUCCUCCCUCUAUCAACGACGCCUCAGAGAGGAUCAAUAAAAGAGGCGAAACAGUUGAUGAGAAGAUCAAAAGGCUUGAUGUUGAACUUAGUAGAUAUAAAGAACAGAUAAAAAGAACAAGACCUGGCCCUGCUCAAGAAGCUGUUAAAGCUCGAGCCAUGAGGGUUCUCAAGCAAAAGCGAAUGUAUGAAGGACAGCGGGACAUGCUGUACAAUCAGACAUUCAAUCUUGAUCAAGUUGCCUUUGCUUCCGAGGGUAUUAAAGAUGCUCAGCAAACUAUGACAGCUUUAAAAUCUGCAAACAAGGAGUUGAAAGGAAUGAUGAAAACUGUGAAGAUCCAAGACAUUGAUAACAUGCAAGAUGAGAUGAUGGACCUAAUGGAUGUGAGUAAUGAAAUUCAAGAGACCCUGGGUAGAAGCUAUAGUGUGCCGGAUGACAUUGAUGAGGAAGAUCUUAUGGGUGAGCUGGAUGCUUUGGAAGCCGACAUGGGAAUGGAAACUGAAGCUGAUGGUGUGCCCUCUUAUCUCCAACCUGAUAAAGAGCAUGAUUUGGAUUCGGAGCUCAGCUUGCCUUCAGCACCCAUAGGACAAGCAGCUGUGCCUGCUGGCAGAUCCAAUGCCCAGGCUGAGGACGAACUGGGUUUACCUGCUGUCCCUCGGGCAUCUCUUCGUGGUUAGGAAUUAUUGCUGUCCAUCCGGGACUCUGUGCAUUGAUUUGUAAUUUGUGGAAGCUUGGAUGGAGUAAGCUCUUGUAAACAUUGUGCAGAAUUGGCUUGAUUCAUAUAGUAUUUCAUCUUUUGUGCUU